UCUUCACCAAAGGGUGAGGCUGUGUUUGACAUUUCUAACGCUGGCCGCCUAAUCAGCGCAGGUAAGCACCGGCGUACGGCGUUUGUUUAUGCCAAAAUAAAUCUAGUCCAAACAGGAGGGGGGUGGAAGAGAAGAGAAGGUCGAGGCCAUGGUCUAGGCGUCUAGCUAGCUGCCUCUCUCCCUAUAUAUACAAGGCCAUGGCAAGGCUCGUAAAGGGCUAGAGAAGAAAGGAUUGGAAGGCUACGGAAGCUAGCUGGUGAGAGAGGAGGAGGAGAGGGACCUUUGCCUUGCUCUAAGGAGAGAUAGCUUGUCUUCUGUGAAGGAGAUCGAGAUGAUCAAGGGAGACCAGCGGCAGCUUGGAGCUCAAGAGCGGUUGAAAGAUCAGAUGAGAGAUGAUCAUCGGGCCUCAGAUGGCAAUUUUUUCAAGUUCUUGCAAAACCAGUCAAGCACAGAAAAAGAGGCUCAAGAAGACAAGAUUGCGUCCACAAGGGCAGAGAUGGGCGAAGUGAGAAAAGAGAACGAGAGGCUGAAGAUGAUGCUAUCACGGAUGGUGGAGGACCAUCGCUCCCUUCAGAAGCAAUUCGACGUUCUCCACCAGCAAGGGCGAGGCAAGAACCUCGCCGUUGGCUCACCGGAUCAUACAUCACCGGUCGACGGCCCCGGGUUCGUCUCUUUGCGCCUUGGAACGAGCGCCGUCAUGAGCAGGCAGAACAUGGGAGAAGAGAUCAAGGACAGCACUAAUAAUCCAGAUGGCAAGGGCAUCUUUCUUGGACUUUCAUCAGCCUGCGGAGCUGUUGGUGCAAGAACUGAUGGAAGUGAGACGAAGGUGCGGCCAGAUGUGGUGACAUUGAGCCCUCGAGGCAGCUCCGAGGGGGAGGCCGCGGAGACGACAACGUCAGCCGCAGCAAGCAAGAUGGCGAAGAACCCGAGAAUCACCGUCAGCGGCGCGGAAACGGAGGAGGAGGUGGCCCGGCAGCCACUGGCCAAGAAGGCCAGGGUGUCGGUGAGGGCAAGGUGUGACACACCAACGAUGAACGAUGGGUGCCAGUGGAGGAAGUACGGGCAGAAGAUAUCCAAGGGGAACCCGUGUCCACGCGCCUACUACCGCUGCACCGUCGCAACAGGGUGUCCCGUCAGAAAACAGGUAUGUAUAUUCACUGCAAUACAUCCAAAAGAACCCCAAAACAUGGUACCAAAGAAUCUGCGGCGAAGUGUGUUUCGCAAACCAAACAUGAUGAAGAACCUGUGUUUUGAAUUUCGGCCGAAUUUCGGCCAUCUCGGCCUGGGGCGAAAUAUACUUUCCAGCGAAAAAAUAGAUUUUGGUCAAAUUUCUGCCAAAUUUUAGUCAAAUUUUGGCCGAAAUUCGGCCAUCUCAGCCUGGGGCGAAAAAUUUCACAAACCCAAAAUCAAACCUUGCGAAGAACUAUACAUGUGUUGCUUCCAAACAUUGCAGUGCAACUUAAUUAGCACUCCCUCUAUUUGUAAUUAACCCUAAACCAAAAAUGCUUCUAUGUUCCGCAAACCAAACUUGACCAAGACCUAUACAUGUGUUGCUUUAAUGUCAGGAAGUUGGCGCCGGCUAACAGAUGUAUUAUAUACAGCUCAUAAAAAAAAUUCAAUGCUGAACUGUUGAAGCUCGACACUUACAGAUCAAAAAUGUAUACAACCCCAAAUACCCUUUUGUAAAAUUCAGGGAGAUCCUUUUUUUUAUACAUUGGUUUCCAGCGAGAUCUAAUUAUGUCGUAUUGGCAGAGCCAUAGUACGUAUUCUUAUGUUUGCCCAAAAUUAGCAAGAUGUGUUCUCUUUUCUCGUAUAUUUCUCAAGUGGAUGCCUAAUACAAUUCAUAUUUAAGGUUCAAAACUAGCCAGUAUCAAGUUCCCCUUCAAAAAAGUACUAGUACCAAGUGGCACAAUCAACUAAAUUAAGCCGCCAUGUGCAUAUGGUCCCAAAUCCGGCGUCCAGACUCCAUUAAUCAAGCGUUGGAGCGCCACCGGGGAGGGAGGGAGGGAGCUAGCGGGCCUAAACAGAAGAGCACGUAGCCGGAGAUCGGAGCCUGACCUGAUCACGGGGGAGGGCCGGAGCCGCCGGGGCGGUGAUCGGGUUCCCUCCCCUCGCUUGCCCGGGCGUGGCUUCUCCGGCAACGGCAAGGGCGCUAUUGGGUUUUAGGGCGUGCUGGGAAUGGUAGUAAGUAAAUACGGGGGUGUAUAGUUUACACUUGUAUCUUACAGGCCGCGUAGCAAAAUUGGGCUGGAAACCAAACGACGAGCCGAGACCUAUAUUUAUUUUACACGUGUAUUGGAGGAAACACGACAAUCCAAUCAAGGCCUUAGGCUGAUCGCGUCGAAACAAAUUGGUCCAGGUCCCACAUGCCAGUGGCCGAUGGGGGUUUAGUAUGCUAGAGCCUGGAAAAGACUCUGAUGGGCUUUGGGUUGGGCCAGCGUUGCCACAUGUGUGUGUGUGCUGCAUGCCAUUUCAAGCAAGUCCAACCUUUUUCCCCUAAAAAAAGCAAGUCCAACCUUUCCCUCAAAAAAAAGCAAGUGCAACCUCCCCUCAUGGAAAAAAACAAUGUCCAAAAUAUAUCCAUGGUAAAAGUUCCCAAUAACUUUGAAAAACACUGAGUUCAUAGACAUAGCAUCUCUCUCUCUCUCUCUCUCUCUCUCUCUCUCUUUGUGGGUAAGACAUAGCAUAUCUCUAACAUGGCACAAGAUUUCCAAUAUAAGUUCAGCUUGGGAAAUAGAUAUGGCAGAUUCAAAUGCGGUAGCAUUAAUAUGCACAGUUCACAUAUGUAUGUGAAUUUCUUCUUCAUAGCAUGAUUUCUUUUUUGUUUCUCAGGUUGCCAGUUCAAUAUAUAAUUGAAAAUUCAUGACAUGAUAGACCUAAAUUGUGUCUACGUGGCCGGAGGUCGCUCCCC
Molecule: messenger RNA, 2911 nt
Organism: Triticum urartu
Lineage: Eukaryota; Viridiplantae; Streptophyta; Magnoliopsida; Poales; Poaceae
Source: RefSeq, a predicted model, not a curated record